Messenger RNA from Acinonyx jubatus (cheetah), 9065 nucleotides. RefSeq names its product solute carrier family 2 member 11 (gene SLC2A11). Gene Ontology annotation, biological process: monosaccharide transmembrane transport. Gene Ontology annotation, molecular function: hexose transmembrane transporter activity. NCBI's taxonomy places the organism in Eukaryota, Metazoa, Chordata, Mammalia, Carnivora, Felidae. Gene Ontology annotation, cellular component: membrane. The record is from RefSeq and is a predicted model, not a curated record.
GGUGCCACUAGAUUUUUUAUUUUUAAUGAUGUUAAAUCCUUCUAAGAAACCUGUAUGUUUUAUCCUUAUUUAUCCUAAGGUUAUUGUAGAGGCCACUUUUAGGCAACCAACUUGAGCAGGGGAAGGAAACCUGAGUAAGGUAGAAGGUUCCACAGUGACCUCCUACCCGCUGCUGAAUACAAACAGGCCCAUUAAGUGACCCACAUCAAAAUAUCCGUAAGUCCUAGCUGAACAAUGGGUUACUUAAACCCAGGCAUAGGUACCAAAAAUUGAGAAUUCCAUAGUUUCCAUACCUCCCCCCCCAACCCCUGCGCCCUUAACUACAGCCCUACCCUGUGUACCCCACCUCUUGGCAGACAGCCUCUCCUUUGCUAAAGGCCUGUGGUCCCUUGCAGCAUAUUAGGUAAACUUCUAUUCCUUUGUUCUGCCUUGGGUGAAUUCUUUCACCACCUGGGCCCCUGGCCUCCACCCGAUUGGGUCACUGCACAAUUACAAAAAUAUUCACUUUCUUCUAAAAUGGUUAAAGUUUGCUUUCAAAUUAGGUUUGUAAGCACCCAGAAUGAUUUGUUAUGUAUAGGGUUAGAGGUCCAAUUUCAUUUUUCCCCAUAUAAUCAACUGUUCCAGGACUAUUAGCCCAUUGUUUCCCCACUGAUUGAGGGGAAGAAUAGUUUUUUUUUUUUUUUGAAAAAAAUAAAUCUAAAUAAAAUAUUAGCAACUGAAACCAACAACAUGUUAAUAACAAUUACAACACUACGAGCAAGUUGUGUUUAUCCCAAGAAAUCAAGGAUGAAUUACCUUUAGAAACUUUAUUGAUGUAACUGAGCUCAUAAACAGAGCAAAGCAGAAAACCCGUAUGAUCUCAACAGACACAGAAAAAGCAUGCAACGGCUAGUAUUUUAUUUAUUGUGUUUUUCCUUAAAAAACGCAUGGUGUUUUUAGAAAUUUUUUAAAAGUUCAGGGCCGCCAAAACCAAACAAAAACCAGGCAGGAGCAGGAGAGAUACUGCAGUCUCCAUUCCGGUGUAAGUCCUAUCACAGCCUUUGCUCUGAUGGCUUCCUAAGGCCACUUUCAGGUAUGUGUUUCUAUGACCACAAAUAGCAUCUUUGGCAAGUCGGGUUUCGGUUUGGCCUUUAUCCAACUCCUGGAUUCCAUGCAGGGCCUGAGAAGCCCUGAGAAAUAAAAAAUUAAUCAGGCCCGGUGGACCCUGUGGUUCUCCACCUCCAAAAGGGCCAGCCUCUCACGCAAUCAACCGGAGACCGGUUCUCUUCUCACCCCGAAUCACUGACUCUGCCAAGAUUGACAGAUGAGAUCGCUCCAGAGACUGGUUGGGUCUGCCCUUCGGUCCCUCCUAAUUCUGCCCCUCCUCUAGGGAAAGAGUGGGGACGUCGGUGUGGAAUCAAAGGUUGUGCGUGGUGACACGGGCCUCCCCGGGACUGGGGGCUCCCCGGCCACGGUGGUAGGCAGGGGGGCCCGAAAGGGGCAAAAGGAAGGAGGGCCCCGGUGGGUGUGCAGGGGGGCCUGAAAGGGGUAAAAGGAAGCGUGACAGAGGGGCCAAGCGGGCCAGCGGCGAAGGUCGGAGGGGGAACGAGGCAGGAACCGGCAGAGAUUCACUCCGCGGGAGGCCGCGGGCGAGAGGACGAGAGGCCAGGGCCAGGAUCGCGAGAGAAUCUGGAGCGCUCCGGUGACCUCGGACCAGAGCUCCCUUCUGGUUUGUGGAGAUGAGCCCCAGGCUUGGCCGACCAGGGAGUGUGUGGCUUUUCCGCCUCAAAGCUACGGAAAUGGAGGGAGGGAGUAUGAACCGGAGCGGCGCUUACGGCCUCAGAGCCAGGUGACCUGCAGGAAACACCUCACACUCCUUAACCUCCCUGUGCGCCUACGCAGGUGUCUGGGGCGCGCGCCUCGGACAGAGGUACACUUUGCGCCAGCCUUCCGCUUACCAGGGCGCCCUCAACGCCCACUGCGCUUGCGCAUCCGCUUCUGCCUCGAAGAUAGCACACGCUGCUUCAACGCCUACGGCGCAUGCGCCAUGGCUUUGUGCUCUCCUUCUGAGAGCCUGCUGAAAUGACUGCACCGCCCUCCUCUCGGCGGGCGUGCGCUUCCACUCCGCUCGCCUGUGGCAGCGGCCGUCCUGAGCCGAGAAGCUGGCUAGCUCAGGCCCCUGUUGCUGCGAAUGCUGGAGAGAUGUGUACGUGCUUGAUGCCCGCCUGAGAUUGGGAAAGAUCUGAAUUCCGAAACACGCCCGGCCCAGAUUCAGGGCAGUGUCCUGCUCCUGACCAUCUGUGCGGCUGGCAUUGGUGGGACGUUUCAAUUUGGCUACAACCUCUCCAUCAUCAGUGCCCCGAUGUUGCCCAUCCAGGAAUUCAUCAAUGAGACAUGGCAGGUGCGUACUGGCCAGCCACUGCCCGACCACCUAGUUCUGCUUGUGUGGUCCCUCAUCGUGUCUCUGUACCCCCUGGGGGGCCUCUUUGGAGCACUGCUUGCUGGGCCCCUGGCCAUCAUAUUGGGAAGGAAGAAGUCCCUCCUGUUGAAUAAUAUCUUUGUGGUGGCCACAGUGACCCUGUUUGGCUUCAGCCACAGACCAGGCUCCUUUGAGAUGGUCAUGCUGGGAAGGCUGCUCUUGGGAGUCAGUGCAGGUGUGAGCAUGAAUGUCCAGACCAUGUACCUAGGGGAAAGCGCCCCCAAGGAGCUCUGAGGAGCUGUGGCCAUGACCUCAGUCAUCUUCACUGCCCUAGGGAUUGUGAUAGGCCAGGUGGUUGGACUCAGGGAACUCCUGGGGGACCCACAGCCCUGGCACCUGCUGCUGGCCAGCUGCCUGGUGCCUGGGGUGCUCCAGCUUGCCUUCCUCCCUCUGCUCCCUGAGAGCCCGCGCUACCUCCUCAUUGACCGUGGAGACAUGGAGGCCUGCCUGGCAGCGCUGCAGCGGCUGCGGGGCACCACGGAGGUGGCGGAGGAGUUGGCUGAGCUGGAAGAGGAGCGUAUCUUCUGCCAGGGCCGGCGCGCCGUGCGCCCAUGGGAGUUGUUCCAGGAUCGUGGGCUGCGGAGACAGGUGACAAGCCUCAUGGUCCUGGGCAGUGCCUUGGAGCUUUGCGGAACCAACUCGGUGAGGCUCCCCGCUGCGUCCUUCAACUGGUUGGGGGUGGGAGGGCUGCAGACCACAGGCAGCUGGCAGCCCACCCCUCUACCCCCCUGUCCAGGUGUAGCCUACGCCUCCUCCGUGUUCUGGCAGGCCGGGAUCCCCGAGGGGAAAGUCCAGUAUGCUAUCGUGGGGACUGGGAGCUGCGAGCUGCUCAUGACCUGGGUCAGUUGUGCAGUGAUUGAGAUGGUGGGCCGCCGGAAGCUGCCGAUAGCGGGGUAUGGUCUGAUGGCCUGCUGUGGAAGUAUCUUUACAGUGGCCCUGUGCCUGCAGAGCCCCCUCCCCUGGAUGCCCUACCUGGCCAUGUUCUGCGUCUUUGCCCUCAUCCUCAGCUUUGGCCUUGGCCCUGCCGGAGUGACAGGGAUUCUGGCCAUGGAGCUCUUUGACCAGAAGGCCCGGCCUGCUGCCUGUAUGGUCUGCCGGGUGCUCAUGUGGACCAUGCUCUUCCUGGUCGGGCUGGGGUUUCUCUUCAUCAUGGAGGGCUUGUCCCACUUUCUUUAUGUGCCUUUCCUGGGUGUUUGUGUCUGUGGGACCAUCUGUACUGGCUUCUUCCUUCCCAAGACCAAAGGCAAGACCUUCCUGGAGAUCUCUGAGGAACUUCACAGACUCAACUUCCCUAGGCAGAGCCAGGGCCCUGAGUGGCUGGGCCCGGAAGUCAUCCAGGCCACAGAGCUGUAGUUCUGUAGGUGUGGUGGGCCCCAGAUCCAGCGGCAGCUCUCUUCUUUGCUUCCUGCCCAGGGUCCCAGCCCUCUGCGUUCCCUCCUUCCUGCAUUCAUUUGUUUAAUGAGUGCCCAUGUAGCACCUACUGCAUGCAGGCUUGGUGCUAGGUGCUUAGCAAUCCGUGGUGAGCCAGAGAGAUGGGAUCAGGACCUACUGGUGCUCCCCAUCUAGAGGCAGUUAACUAACAGGCAACCAAUCAAAACAUUAUUGCAAACUUGGAGAAAUGCAGUAGGAGAAAAUACAGAUUAUGAAGUGAGUGCAUACUAGGGAGCCUGGCCUAUCUGAGGAGGGUGGUCAGAAAAGAAUUUUCUGGGGGUACUUGGCUGACUUGGUCAGUAGAGCAUGCAAUUCUUAAUCUUGGGGUUGGAAGUUUGAGCCCCAUGUCGGGUGUAGAGAUUACUUAAAAAUAAAAUCUAAAAAAAAAAAAUUUUUUUUCUGAGGAACUGAUUUUUUUAAAAAAAUCAACGUUGACGGGGCACCUGGGUGGCUCCGUCAGUUAAGCGUCCGACUUCGGCUGAGGUCAUGAUCUCACAUUUUGUAGGUUUGAGCCCCGUGUUGGGCUCUGUGCUGACAGCUCAGAGCCUGGAGCCUGCUUCGGAUUGUGUGUCUCCCAGGCUAGCUCUGCCCUUCCCCCACUCAUGCUUUGUCUCUGUCUCUCAAAAAUGAAUACAUGUUAAAAAAAAUCAACCUUAAGGUGUAAUUUACAUGCAGUAAAAUGAAUCUAUAUUGAGUAUACACUUAAUGAGUUUUGGCAGAUGUAUGUGCCCAAGAAACCACCACCACAAUCAAAGUAGAACCUUUACAUCAUCCCAAAGUCUCCCUCAUGCCCCUUUGCAACCAGUAAGCCAUCCCACCUGCAGGCCCAGGCCAUGAUAGGUCACAUUGCCUUUUUUGGAGUUUGAUAUAAUUCCACACCAUAUGUAUGCAUUUGUGUCCGGUUUUGCUCCAAAUAAAGUUUUGGGGAUUCACACAUGUUGUCACAUCAUUAGUACAUAUUCUUUUGUGUUGCUGAGCAAUAUUCUACUGUAUGGAUGUAUCAUAAUUUGUUUACCAUUUACCUGUCGAUGGACAUUUUGGGUUGUUUUUGAUUCUUGGCCAUUCAUGAAUAAAACUUCUAUUAACAUUCCUGCACAAGUUGUGUAGACAAAUGUUUCAUUUCUUUUGGGUAAGUGAAUUACUGAGUUUAGUAGCAAAUGUAUGUUUAGGGGCCCCUGGCUGGCUCAGUCGUUACAGCAUGAUCUCAGGGUUGUGAGUUUGAGCCCCAUAUUGGGUGUAGAGGUUACUUAAAAAAAAACCCAUAGUAAAUGUAUGUUUAACUAUGGGAGGAAAACAAACAAAACAAAACAAAAACUAUAGAAGAAAUUGUCCAAAGUGAUUGUAUUGUUUUACAUCCCCACUAGUGAUGUAGAAGAGUUGUGGAUGCUCCAGACCCUCACCAACACUUGGUAUUGUCUGUCUUCUUAAUUUAGGCAUGCUGCAGGUGGUACAAUGGUGUUCCCUUGUGGUUUAAUGGUGGCAUUUCCCUGAUGACUAAUGAUUAUAAUGCUCAUCAUAAUAAUGUUGAGUACCUUUUCAUGUACUCAAUAUAGCCAUUCAUGUAUCUUCCCUUGUGAAGAAUCUGUUCAAAUCUUUUGUCCACUAUUAACAACAAUAACAACAACAAAACAAAGUUAGGGGCAUCUGGAUGGCUCAGUCGGUUGAGCAUCUGACUCGUGAUCCCAGGGUGGUGAGAUACAGCCCUGAGUCAGGCUCUUUGCUGAGCGUGGAGUGUGCUUAGAAUUCUCUCCCCCCCCCCGUCUCUACCCCUCAUCCACUCGUGCUCUUUCUCUCUCUCUAAAAAAAAAAAAGUUAAAAUUUAUCAAAACUUAUGCAUGCAAACACUUAAAGACCAUACAUGGUACCAUUUUCAGUAGAGAGAUAUGUAAAUAAACAUAAAGGUGCAGUAUUAAAUCAUAACUGCAUAACAUUAACUGUAUCACUGUAAUGAAAAAAACCUAAAAAAUAAAAAGAGCACAACCUCUUUAUCUCCUCUUGAGAUACAAAUGUCCAGUGUGUAUGAAGAUGAGCCCAGUACUGGAGAUGGUGUUUAGCUCUCCUAUUUGUUCCACUAAAUUCCAAGGGAGGAGGAGGCUAAAUAGGAUCUAGACUGUUUCCAUCUGUUAGUAUUCAGCUUAUCAAAUCUACAGCCUAGUACUCCUUGAGCAGGACUGCCCCAAUAAGGCUGGAUGUGUAACAGUCAAAGACGGAGGUGGGAAAUAUGGAGGAUUCAAUGUGUACAUGCAGUUUAGGCCAAUGUCCCCAUAUGCUCUUUAAAAUUCCACUAUUUGAAGGCACCUGGGUGGCUCAGUUGGUUAAACAUCCAACUCUUGGUUUCUGCUCAGGUCAUGAUCUCACGGUUUGUGAGUUCACGCCCAUGUCAGGCUCUGCACCGAGAGCAUGGAGACUGCUUGGGAUUCUCUCUCUCUCUCUGCCCCUCCUCUUGCUCACCCUCUCUCUCUCUCUCAAAAUAAAUAAACUUUUAAAAAUAUAUAUAAAAAAAUAGGGGCAUCUGGGUGGCUCAGUUGAUUAAGCCACCGAGUCUGGGUUUUGGCUCAGGUCAUGAUCUCACAGUUUGUGAGUUCGAACCCCAUGUCUGACUGCGCUAUCAGUGCAGAGGCUGCUUGGGAUUUUCUAUCCCUUUCUGCCCCUCCCCCCUGCUCGUGCUCUCUCUCCCAAAAUAAAUAAAUAAAAAAUAAGUAAAAUAAAAUAAAAUAAUAAAACAAUAAAAUUCCAUUACUUGGUCAGAGGGGGGAGUGGUUUCAGGGUGAUGACCCAUCUUUGCUCCACCGCUCCUCUGAUUUUGCUCUGUUGCUGUUGAAGGAGAGUAGGUGCGGAUCAUCCAGUACUUGUACCUUUCAGUCUUGGGCCUUUCAGAGUUCACCACAGACAUAGGUAACCUCACAGCAUCAAGCCCAUUUACCAACCCCUCACACCAGUGUCCACCCCACCUAGUGAUGAGUCCUCUGGUAACUUUAAUACAUGUGAGCCCACAGCAACCAGGAUUCUUUAAGAUAUGGAGGGCAGGGGCAGUUGGGUGGCUCAGUGGGUUAAGUGUUCAACUUCGGCUCAGGUCAUGGUCUCAUGGUUCGUGAGUUCCAACCCCACAUCGGGCUCUCUGCUGUCAGCAGAGUCUGCUUCGGAUCCUCUGUUCCCUUCUCUCCACCACUCCCCUGCUCACGCUCUCUCUCAAAAAUAAAUAAACAUUAAAAAUAUUAAUUAAAAAAAAAGAAAGAAAUGAUGGGCAACUAUUUCAGGGUUUAGUUCCCAUUUGAGGAUGUUCUUCAUUCCUGCCUCUAGGUGACAGCUUCUUAGAAAUGUCAUUGUCAUCUCACCUGCCCUGCUCUGGAUCUUCUCUAACUUUCCUUCUUGUCUCAGCAAUUUCUCCUCCUCGGCCAAUUUCUUGGUCUCAGGGGAUGCAUUUACCGCCAGACCUGGAGACAGUAGUCAAUUCCCGCCCAAAGAUUUCUUCACCAAGUCCAGGUCACUAGUACUCCAAGUCCUCCCACUGACUGUGUGAGGAUUAGCUCCAGGGUGUUCUCUCUACCAGCUCGUAGAUGCAGUGUCACCAGUGCAGGCACAGCUUCCGGCCCUCUCCCUCCCGUGGCACCUUCCACCAGCACUCCAUGAUGACGGUGUUCUGUGACAGAGGCUGAAGUCACACUCCUGCUGGCGGUUGCUCCCCACUGCCCCUUCACAGCAGAGCUCUCCUGAGGCUGCCACCAUGUUCCCAGAGCAGAGGGAAAGCCUGUCCACUGAUUUUUUAAUAAGGGUUUUAUUUUAUUAUUUUUUAAAGUUUAUUUAUUUAUUUUGAGAGAGGGAGGGAGAGAAUGCAAGUGGGGGGGGGAGCAGAGAGAGAGGGAGACACAGAAUCCUACACUGACAGUAUGGAGCUCCAUGCGGGGCCCCAUGUGGGGCUUGAUGGGGGGCUUGAACUCACCAACCAUGAAAUCAUGACCUGAGCCCAAGUCAGACGCUUACUGGACUGAGCCACCCAGGUGCCCCAAAGACUUUAUUGUUUUUAGGGGGUGCCUGGGUGGCACAGUCAGUAGAGCAUGUAACUUAAUCUUGGGGCUGUGGGUUUGAGCCCCACACUGGGUAUGGAAAUUACUUACUUUUUUUAAAAAUUUUUUUAGCGUUUAUUUAUUAUUGAGAGACAGAGAGAGAGAGAGAGACAGACAGACAGACAGACAGAACAUGAGCAGGGGAGGGGCAGAGAGAAGGAGACACAGAAUCUGAAGCAGGUUCCAGGCUUUGAGGUGGCAGCACAGAGCCCAACGCGGGGCUCGAACUCACAAACUGCGAGAUCAUGACCUGAGCUGAAGUCAGACACUCAACUGACUGAGCCACCCAGGCGCCCCUUACUUUUUUUUUUUAAAUAUUAAAAAAUACUAGAGGCACCUCUCUCUCAACAAUAAAUAAACUUAAAACAUCUUUAAAAAGAUUUUAAAAAAUAGUUUAUUUUUCUUAGAGAAGUUUUCAUUUCACAGCGAAAUUUAGAGAAAAAUAUAGACACUUCCCAAAUACCCCCUACCCCCACAUAUGCAUAGCCUCAUUUAUUAUCAACAUCCCCCACCAGAGUGGUACAUGUGUUAUAAUCCAUGAACCUACGUGGACACAUCAUUAGCACCCAGCAGCCAUGUUGUGUGCUACAUUUUAUAGGUUUGGACAAAUGUAUAGUGACACGCACCCAUCACUGUAGUAUAUACAGAGUAUUUUCACCAUCCUAAAAGUGCUCUUCUCUACCUAGUCAUCCCUCCCUUUCCGCUGAUCCUUAGCACCCAAUGAGGGAGGUUUUACUGUCUUCAUAAUUUUACCUUUUCCAGAACGUCCUAUAGUUGGAAUUGCACAGUAUGUAGCCUUUUCAGAUUGGCUUCUUUCACUUAGUAAUAUGCAUUUAAGUUUCCCCCAAGUCUUUGCAUGGCUUUAUAGCCCAUUUCUUUUUAGCACAGAAUAAUAUUUCAUUGUCUGGAUGAACCACAGUCUAUUUAUCCAUUCACCUCCCGAAGGACAUCUUGGUGGCUUCUAAGUUUUGGUAAUUAUGAAUAAAGCUAGUAUACACAUCCACGUGCAGGUUUUUGUGUCAAAGUACAUUUUCAACCCCUUUGGGCAAAUACCAAGAAGCAUGAUUGCUCAACGACAGGAUAAGAGUAUGCUUUGUUUUAGGGGUGCCUGG